Molecule: messenger RNA, 2125 nt
Organism: Raphanus sativus (radish)
Lineage: Eukaryota; Viridiplantae; Streptophyta; Magnoliopsida; Brassicales; Brassicaceae
Product: protein WVD2-like 7
Exons: 9
Coding region: 116-1816 (566 amino acids)
Source: RefSeq, a predicted model, not a curated record
CGUUAGGGGAAAGUUUCAAAUUAUAUGAGUUGAGAGACCUACCGAAGAAGAGAGCUGCCUAAUCUCGAUAAACGUUUCUGCGAUUUUGGGGAUUAAAAUUAGGGUUUUGGAGACUAUGGGAGACUCCUCCGUCUGUCUUGUGAGAUCCUUCUCGCAACCUUCAGAAACUUCGUCUCACGAGGUGAUUCCUCGUGGUGUACUUACGGAAUCAGUAUCCUUCGGUAGAUUCGCGUCGGAGACUCUACAGUGGGCGAAGUGGUCAGCUUUUACUCAGAACCGUUACUUGGAAGAGGUUGAGAGGUUCACAAAGCCUGGCUCUGUGGCGGAGAAGAAAGCCUUCUUUGAAGCUCACUUCAAGAACCGAGCUUCCGGGAACACUACAACAACAAAGACUGUGUGUGAAGUAGUACAGAAAGAGAAUCUCAUUGAUUCUGAAGUAAGGCAUGGAGAUGUGGUGAAGACUAGUCAUGAAACUGUGUGUGAAGUAGUAGUAGUGAAAGAGAAUCUACUACCACUUGUGGAUGAAGAGGUGUCUAAUGCUGAGGUGGGUUCUGUUCCACCUCCAUCAGUUUCUGUAACAGAAGCAACAGUUGCUGAUCUUCAAAUCGGGGAAGUGAAGGAUACAAUUGCUGAGAACAUUGAUUCCAUGGCUGUUGAUGAAGACGAGGAACUUGACAAGGAGAAUUCUAUUUCUUUCAGCAAAGAAAGAUGUUCUAGUUCUUCCAUGCCUGUUCCUGAAGACGAGGAUCUUGACAAGCAGAGUUCUACUUCUUUGAGUAAAGAAAGGCGUCCUAGUUCUUCAGGAUCAAAGACCUGCAGUAGAAGUUCAAUUCCAGAACCCUCCUUGUCUGUAGGACUGGAUCUGCCACUUAAGAAACCAAGGAAAGAGCCCCUUUCGGCUAGGAAAAGGUCAACUAGUAGUGUAUCGGAUAACCAAAACAGAUCACCUCACAUGUCAAUCAAUUGUCCUGCUGGUAAUGCCGACAAAAAGAUGCCCCAGGACGGUUCUAGAAGCAGUAAGGAUAAAAGGAAAGCAGACAAUAAGGAGAGAUCAGGUCCAAGUUCAGUUCACAUGCCACUCAACUCUGCUAUCUCUACUCGACAAACGACCAAGACAGGUCCAAAGAAGCUACUACCAAGAAGAUCCACUACACAGGAAACAAGUUCAUCAAAUGCUGGAACCAGUUCAAAUCCGAAGGGCAACGAACCAACAGUAGCUUCAAAAGGCCGCAAGAGACCAUUGUCUAGAGCAGCCAAUGAAGAUUCAGAUGCUCCAAAAUGUUCAACCAGAGCCUCUGCUUUCAGGUUACUAAAACUUCCUCCUCCCAAUACUCGGCCACUAGACGAGAAAAGGAAAAACAUAACUGUAGGCAGUUCAGUUUCUUGCAGAAUACCCAACAAUGUGCAAAGACAGCCUUCUCCGAGCUGCGAUAAUAUUUCAACUCAUAGCAGAACUAGAGCAAAGUCAUUCACUGUUUCUUCUCCCUUCAACUUCAGAAGUGAUGAACGGGCAGAAAAGAGGAAAGAGUUCUUCAAGAAGCUAGAAGAAAAGAAAAGGAAAGAAGAGGAUGCUGUCAAAGAGCAAGUUAGCGGUGUUCAGGCACCAAUGAUAAGUCUGACUUCUCCAAGAUUCCGCAGGAAUCAAACUCCAGGAAGAGAGAACAUACAAAAGCCUCGUGAAUCUCCCCACAAAGUUUCCUCAGUGCAGACCUCUACCACCAGAAACCCAUCGACAGAGAAGUACAAACGCUGCAAGGUUCAUCCCUCGCUGACAAAGAAGAAAACUCAAGAAAGUUCGUCUCCUAACGUUCUAUAGAAGUAAGUAAGGUGCACAAACCCGAUCUGUCAUAUGUUUCAUUUCCUCUUCUUCAACACAGCUGAUAUUAAAAAAACACAACCGAUGAUCAUCAUGAAGAUUCAUCUUUUCACGUUGAAGAUUUCGAAAGUUUGUAGUUCAGCAUGUAACCUUGUCAAGCUUAUGAUAUAGGUAAACUAGCCCUUGAUUCAAACUGUGUAACGUAAGCUUUUAAGUAGUUGCGUAGUUGGAUAGAUAGAACUUAAUUCUCAAUAUUACUAUGUACUCAAUAGUUUUUCUUUACUAAUGACUGAGCAAAGUUCUUCUCUU